UGGGUCAUUCCAAAAAUGGCGGCGGGUUCUGUUAGUGUGAAGUGAAACUUUCCAAAUAUUGCUGAUAAAACAUAGCUAUUCUUUAAUCCAUUUGAAUGAUUAUCGUCGAGCAGAUAUUGAAGCAAUUAUGAUUGGAUUACUGCUGUACCUGACGUCAAGCAACACGAUCGAAUGACAUCGUGAUUUUGAGAUCGCGAACGGUGGGCUUUCCUCAAAGUUGACGGUAGCAAGAGUGCCUUUCAUUGAAUGUGAUCAUAACGAUUGUUGUUGUCAUCCCUACACGGAACUCGGACAACCCGUUAAGGCUAGCUAGCUAGCCCGUUAAAUUACGUUGGAUUCUUCUUUUACCGGCUAUUUUUUCUCAACCAGAUUGCCUUGUUUGUAAAUCGGGGUCAGGGCUCCGGUGCCCGUUUUACGUCAUCCGUCAACCAUAGGUUGAUGCUCGUCAAUGUUGUGUGCCCUGUUGCAACGAAUUUCUUGAUUUGCUAACAGCAUAACGUAAGUAAUUUUGCCCGCUAACUUGCCUAUAAUGUGAUAGUCUGUAUGCUUGCUGUGGCUAACUAUAGCUGGUUGACAACAGUAUUAGUAUUGGUCAGCUGAUGGCAAGCCAUCAAUCAAGAUAGCUAGGGUGCGUUCAGCAGGGCACAAUGUUGUGGAACGUUACAAACAUGCCUCUCUGACAUGUAGAAUAAGGAACCACGACACUCAGCCCAGUCAAAGCGAUUCUCUGUCCUGGCACCCCACUGGUGGAACAAGCUUCCCCCUAAUGUCAGGACAGGGGAGUCUCUGCCCAUCUUCUGCAAAUGUAUCUGUAACCCUACCUCAUCAAAAUAGUAUCUUAAAUAAGAAAACAAUUCCCUACACUUGUCUUUUCCUGCUAGUACUGACUUCUCUGAUAACGACUUUAUUGAGGGAAAAUGUACUUUCUACCACUGUGGUAUGUUGUCUCACUUAACUAUCUUAGGAUGAAUGUACUAAUUGUAUGUCUCUCUGGAUAAGAGCGUCUGCAAAAUAAAAAAUAAAACAAUAAAAAUAGAUCUAUUAAUGUUAUUUCUAACUGCAACGUUCCACAACAUUUGCCUACUGAAUGUGGCCCAUGUUUAAUGACUUGGCAAAGAUGUAGGUCAAAUAGCAAGCAGAUGAAGUAACUUAGGCCUGACCAGGAUUUAGCCUGGGUCUGGUUUAUCAAAGCAUAAGAUGUAUGUAGUAGAGCUGGGACGAUAAACUGAAAAUCAUAGACAUAUGAAAUUUUAACACCGAUCAUACCAAUCACUUAUCGCAGCCAUUUUGCUGAUACCGUUCAUUACGAUAAGUAGCCUAUACUAGAGAAAUGUGAAGUUUGAAAUUAAAUACGUUUGCUAAUAUGGGUAAUUUAAAGGAUCAUUCAAAAAAACUGUGGUGCAAAUUAAUGUUAUAAAUGUAUCGUUCUAUUUAUCAUUAUCACAUCAAUUCAGGCAAUUUAUUGCGAUAUUGAUUUUUGUUCAUAUUGCCAAUCUCUAGUAUGUAGCAUCAUGGUGGAACAAUGCAACAUUUUAGUGCUCACAUAUAACUGCCAAUUCUGUUGUGUAUGAUAACGUUAGAUUAUAGUCUAGAAAAUGAUGAUUUCCCAUUUCAUAUUUGAUCAGCCUGCCUGUUCAAUUAUCAUUUUGUGUGGAUCCAUUUUGUAUCCUGUCAGUUAGUUUCAAGUUUAAUUUCUCAAAUUAUCUAUGUUCAGUAAACUGAUGACAUUUGACAUUGACAGCUCACUUUCUCCUCCCAUCUGAUUGACAGCUGUCCUGGCAAAUCAAUGGACAAGCUUCAGGACCUUAGCCAAUCCGAGUUGGAGGAUUUGCUGAACAACACAGAGCGGGUGGAGUCCAUGGCAUUGGAAUCUGAUGAGGUAAGCAAUCACGUCUUUGCUUUGUCUUAUUGUCUGUCUAUUGUGUCUUAAAUAGAUUGAGAUGUAGCCUGGUCCCAGAUCUGUUUGUGCUCUAACCAACACCUAUGGUCAUCAUGUUUGGCGUGACAAUGACCACAGGAGUUUGCAAGACGGCACACAACCGAUCUGGGACCAGGCUAGUCGAGAUGCACCUCUCUUACUGAAAUACCUCCAGUGUUUUGUAUCUGAGUAAGGGAUAAUGAAUAGCCAAGCUUGUCUAUAGGCCUAUCUCUGAGCUGAGGCCUUGUUUUUUCUGUCAGGUCACACGGCUUGUCUAUUACUCAGAGUAGGCCCUAGAUGAAUGAUUAAUCUGAGGAUGGUCAUCUAGGUCUCGUCUCACUCUGACUAGUAGCGAUGUCCAGCCUCAUCCUGCCAUCAACAGUUUCUUUUUUACAAGGACAUAUUGACUUGCUUCUCUUCCAUCUUUGUCCAUAGAUCCAAAACACUAACCUUUGAGUUUGCAUUGAGGUUAAUUUGUUUGUCUUCGCUCUUAUAAUAAUAAUAAUAUGCCAUUUAGCAGACGCUUUUAUCCAAAGCGACUUGCAGUCGUGUGCAUACAUUUUUACGAAUGGGUGGUCCCGGGUAUCGAACCCACUACCCUGGCGUUACAAGCGCCAUGCUCUACCAAUUGAGCUACAGAGGACCCCUCUUCAUGUGGGGAGUUAUGUUCGCUAGAUGCAAAUGACCUGUCCCUGGCCCAACUCGUCUUGUUAGUUAAGCCAUGUUUAGUUGCUGCUGUCGUGGCUAGCCAGGUCUGCCUAAAAAGCAGGGACUUCCUUGUUUAAAUCAAGUUGAGAUAAGAACAUUGAUAGCGAUAAACACGUCACCAGGCAAACCUGUCCUUAUUAUAGUGUAAACAGUGUCAGUGUGCUAGCUUAGCAUAUAGCGCUGCCUCCCUGAACUACCCUCUGACUGGGCUUGAACCAGGGUCCUCUACCUCACCAACACACGUGACCGCCAGCUUGACAACAUAUGAACCAGUCGAGCUAUAGAAAAGGAUCCAAUUCGAUAGCACCAUUGGCGACAUUUUGAGCUAGCUGUGGAGUAAGCUCACGGCACGAUCAAAUCAAAUCAAAUCAAAUUUUAUUGGUCACAUGCGCCGAAUACAACAGGUGCAGACAUUGCAGUGAAAUGCUUACUUACAGCCCUUAACCAACAGUGCAUUUAUUUUAAACAAAAAAAGUAAGAAUAAAACAACAACAAAAAAAGUGUUGAGAAAAAAAGAGCAGAAGUAAAAAAAGUGACAGUAGGGAGGCUAUAUAUACAGUAAAAUAAAGUGACAGUAGGGAGGCUAUAUAUACAGGGGGGUACCGUUGCAGAGUCAAUGUGCGGGGGCACCGGCUAGUUGAGGUAGUUGAGGUAAUAUGUACAUGUGGGUAGAGUUAAAGUGACUAUGCAUAAAUACUUAACAGAGUAGCAGCAGCGUAAAAAGGAUGGGGUGGGGGGGCAGUGCAAAUAGUCCGGGUAGCCAUGAUUAGCUGUUCAGGAGUCUUAGGGCUUGGGGGUAGAAGCUGUUGAGAAGUCUUUUGGACCUAGACUUAGCACUCCGGUACCGCUUGCCGUGCGGUAGCAGAGAGAACAGUCUAUGACUAGGGUGGCUGGAGUCUUUGACAAUUUUGAGGGCCUUCCUCUGACACCACCUGGUAUAGAGGUCCUGGAUGGCAGGGAGCUUUGCCCCAGUGAUGUACUGGGCCGUACGCACUACCCUCUGUAGUGCCUUGCGGUCAGAGGCCAAGCAGUUGCCAUACCAGGCGGUGAUGCAACCAGUCAGGAUGCUCUCGAUGGUGCAGCUGUAGAAUUUUUUGAGGAUCUGAGGACCCAUGCCAAAUCUUUUUAGUCUCCUGAGGGGGAAUAGGCUUUGUCGUGCCCUCUUCACGACUGUCUUGGUGUGUUUGGACCAUGAUAGUUCGUUGGUGAUGUGGACACCAAGGAACUUGAAGCUCUCAACCUGUUCCACUACAGCCCCGUCGAUGAGAAUGGGGGCGUGCUCAGUCCUCUUUUUUUUCCUGUAGUCCACAAUCAUCUCCUUUGCCUUGGUCACGUUGAGGGAGAGGUUGUUGUCCUGGCACCACACGGACAGAUCUCUGACCUCCUCCCUAUAGGCUGUCUCAUCGUUGUCGGUGAUCAGGCCUACCACUGUUGUGUCGUCGGCAAACUUAAUGAUGGUGUUGGAGUCGUGCCUGGCCAUGCAGUCAUGGGUGAACAGAGAGUACAGGAGGGGACUGAGCACGCACCCCUGAGGGGCCCCCGUGUUGAGGAUCAGUGUGGCAGAUGUGUUGUUACCUACCCUUACCACCUGGGGGCGGCCCGUCAGGAAGUCCAGGAUCCAGUUGCAGAGGGAGGUGUUUAGUCCCAGGAUCCUUAGCUUAGUGAUGAGCUUAGAGGGCACUAUGGUGUUGAAUGCUGAGCUGUAGUCAAUGAAUAGCAUUCUCACGUAGGUGUUCCUCUUGUCCAGGUGGGAAAGGGCAGUGUGGAGUGCGAUAGAGAUUGCAUCAUCUGUGGAUCUGUUGGGGCGGUAUGCAAAUUGGAGUGGGUCUAGGGUUUCUGGGAUUAUGCUGUUGAUGUGAGCCAUGACCAGUCUUUCAAAGCACUUCAUGGCUACAGACGUCAGUGCUACGGGUCGGUAGUCAUUUAGGCAGGUUAUCUUAGAGUUCUUGGGCACGGGGACUAUGGUGGUCUGCUUGAAACAUGUUGGUAUUACAGACUCAGUCAGGGACAUGUUGAAAAUGUCAGUGAAGACACUUGCCAGUUGGUCAGCACAUGCUUGGAGUACACGUCCUGGUAAUCCGUCUGGCCCUGCGGCCUUGUGAAUGUUGACCUGCUUAAAAGUCUUACUCACAUCGGCUACGGAGAGCGUGAUCACAUAGUCAUCCGGAACAGCUGGUGCUCUCAUGCAUGCUUCAGUGUUGCUUGCCUCGAAGCGAGCAUAGAAGUGGUUUAGCUCGUCUGGUAGGCUUGUGUCACUGGGCAGCUCGCGGCUGUGCUUCCCUUUGUAGUCUGUAAUAGUUUUCAAGCCAUGCCACAUCCGACGAGCGUCAGAGCCAGUGUAGUAUGAUUCAAUCUUAGACCUGUAUUGACUCUUUGCCUGUUUGAUGGUUCGUCGGAGGUCAUAGCGGGAUUUCUUAUAAGCGUCCGGGUUAGAGUCCCGUUCCUUGAAAGCGGCAGCUCUACCCUUUAGCUCAGUGCGGAUGUUUCCUGUAAUCCAUGGCUUCUGGUUGGGGUAUGUACGUACGGUCACUGUGGGGACGACAUCAUCGAUGCACUUAUUGAUGAAGCCAGUGACUGAUGUGGUGUACUCCUCAAUGCUGUCUGAAGAAUCCCGGAACAUGUUCCAGUCUGUGCUAGCAAAACAGUCCUGUAGCUUAGCAUCUGCGUCACGAUCUUAUCUCUGUUACACUAGCAUAGCCGGGACACUGGUCUCAGAAGGGAGGACCUGGCAGCUUCUGUCAAACGGACUAAUACUGUAUGGCAAUGUCAUCAUUCAACGUAUUGCCAUGAUAUCUCAAUCAUAGUCACGUACAGGGGGAGAGAGUAGUGCCUUGAGCAGAAGUAGAACCCAGGUCCCCUGACCCCAAGACAAACGCACUAUCCACAAUCCCAAUAACGUUAUCCCAAAUGGGAGCGAUCAUAACAUGCUUAUCAAGGCUAGGGUCAUUACGAUCGUUAUGAGAAUUAGCUAGCUAUGUAAGUUAGUGUACAAUGUCUGUUGUACAUGUUCACUGUCAAAUAAUCACAUAAAAAAAAUACAGUUGAGUAUUAUUGACUCCUCUUCCUCCUCCUCGUCUAUAGAUUCAGAACAUCCAGCUGGAGAGGGAGAUGGCGCUGGCCUCCAACCGUAGCCUGGCAGAGCAGAACCUGGACAUUAAGCCUCGCCUGGAGAGACAGAGAGAACAUCUAGUGGAGAGAUACUCUGAACUGGAGGGAGUCAGAGAUACCUACAGACAGCACUGUGACCAGAAAGGUAAGGGAGAGAAGGAUGAGAGAACACCUAAUGGAGAGAUCCUCCAGUUCAGAGUAUGUCAGAGAGACCUACAGACAGCGCUGUGACCAGACCGGUAAGGGAGGGAGGAAUGGACUGAGGAAUGGACUGAGGAAUGGACUGAGGAAUGGACUGAGGAAGGGGAAGGAAGGAAGGAAGGAAAGAAGGAAGGAAGGAAGGAAGGAAGGAAGGAAGGAAGGAAGGAAGGAAGGAGUCAGUCAGAGAGUCCUUCAGACAACACUGUGACCAGACAGGUGAGGGAGGGAUGGAUGGAAUGGGGAGGGAGCGAAGGAUGGAGGGAGGGAGUCAGAGAGACCUACAGACAACACUGUGCCCAGGGAGGGAAGGGAGGGAGGAAGGAGGAGGAGGAGGGAGGGAGGAGGAGGAAGAGGAGGAGGAGGAGGAGGGAGAAGGAAGGAAGGAAAAGAAGGAGAAGGAAGGAAGGAGAGAGGAAAGAAGGAAGGAAGGAGGAGGGAGAGGAGGGAUGGAUCCUAUAUAAGAGGAAGAGAGAGGAUAUGGAUAUGGGAAUAGCAUGAUGGAGAGAUGACAGCGACAUGAGAAUGAGGGAGACAGACAGAUGGCAGGAACAGACUUAAGAGAGAGUGUAGUGUAGUGUAGGGAUAUAUCUUGUCUGGUCUGUUCAGAUCCUGGACAGUCAGUUGGGUUCUACUAGUCAAACACAGUGUUUGCAUCCCAAAUAGCACUCUCUCGCCUAUAUAGGAAAUAGGGUGCCAUUUGGGACUCAGCCUUGGUCUCUACUGGUCAAACACAGACAGACAGACAGACAGACAGAGCCCCCCAGGCUUCCAGAUCUGUCAUGUGUGUCUGUCUGUCUGCCAGGGUCUCCCUGGAUACCACCGCAUAAGCUCCCAUUCCACUGCCGUCAGCACUUUAUCAGGAAGCAGAGCAGGCCUGUGAUCUGUGUACAUGCACACAUACGCUCCUGCAGCCUUGUUUUGUAAGCUUUUCAUGAGAAGCUGUGUUUGUGGUGGUGUCCGUUCGCAGGGUUGGAAUUGGGUACGGAGCAUUUUUACAUGGUGACUUUCCCAUUUCCACCCCUGUCUGUUUGCAUGUGCACGCCUGUUGUAAUGAUGUAUCUGCUAUUAUAGUUAUGUCAUAUGUUUUUCCUAAAGGUGAUUAGGUCAUGUGGAAUGCAUUGUAAUUUCACCCCUAAACCAGUCCUCCUAGUGAUUCAUUUUGACUGGGUGUUAACCUUUACUCUACCAGCAUUAUGGUGCGAGCUUGCCCUCAAUGAGAAGUAUACAAGAGGUAUUUGAAGAUGCAUGAAGGUAGAUUGUCCUGUUACGUGGAUAUCCACGUUUAUCGAACAGUGAGCUUCAUGGCUGAGCUUCAUGAGAUUCGUUCGUUCUCAUUUUUAAAUGUGUUUAAUACACAGGAGGCUGCUGAGGAGAGAACGGCUCAUAAUUAUGGCCGGAACGGAGCAAAUGGAAUGGCAUCAAACACAUGAAAAUCAUGUGUUUGACAUAUUUGAUACCAUUCCACUCCAGCCAUUACCAUGAGCCCGUUCUCCCCAAUUAAGAUGCUGUGGUUUAAUAGGCUUGACAAGAGAAAGUGAAAGAGGGAAAUUGUGCAAAUGAACAAAGUUGUGGUGCAUGCCUUUUCUGAAGGAAGAGCAGCAUGUUUACAUUGAGCAGAUGGGAGAAGAAUGGAGGAGAAAAAAAAUGCUAGUAGGAAGCACUGGGAAAAAAUAUUGCAAACAUUUAGUAGUGAAUUGUAACUUCAUCACCUCUUGUGCGCCGCACAACAGAGACUCGCCGAUAGAUAUCGAACGCUAUUGACUCACCAGCUCGCUUUCUCCCGUUGUGCUAAUUACAAACAAACACGUGACUGGCUCAACUGUUCUGGGGAACUACGGUAAGCUUCGUAAUGUAAAAUAAUGUGACAGGUGAGAUGAAGAACGCGAUCUGCUUUAUCUCCUAACGUAUUGCACAAGGUGACUGCAGGUAUUUACUUAAAGUAGCUACAAAUAUUCACAUUUAUUUAAAAACUUCAAAUAAAUAGUUUUGAGGCUAUUGAAAAACUAUCCCGUGGCUUUUUUCAAGUACCCCGGUACAGACAGUAUACAUUUUUACAUUUAGCAGACGCUCUUAUCCAGAGCGACUUACAGUUAGUGAGUGCAUACAUUAUUAUUAUUUUUUUUAUUUUUAUUUUUUCAUACUGGCCCCCCGUGGGAAUCGAACCCACAACCCUUGCGUUGCAAACGCCAUGCUCUACCAACUGAGCUACAUCCCUGCCGGCCAUUCCCUCCCCUACCCUGGACGAAUUGUGCGCCGCCCCAUGGGUCUCCCGGUCGCGGCCGGCUACGACAGAGCCUGGAUUCGAACCAGGAUCUCUAGUGGCACAGCUAGCACUAGCGACACAGUGCCUUAGACCACUGCGCCACUCGGGAGACGUAUACCGCCCAUAACUAGUGUUUAACAACAGGCCUGAAGAGUUGUGCUGUCAGUGUUGUGUGUCCCUACUGGCACUGACAAGCUUGGCGUUGACAUUGAAGUGUGGGAGGUGUUUAUUUGUCCUCUCUCUUACACUCCCUCCCUCUACAUUGGUCUCUUACUCUCAAUUUCUUUCACUCUCUCUCCCCAUUUCUGCCCCGUCUCUUUUUUAUUCUCUUGCUCUCCCUCUCUUUCCAUUCUCUGCCUCUCUCUCUCUCCCAGAUGGCAUCAUGGGGCAGGCGUCACCAGAGGGGUUGUUCUCCAGACUCCAGACAGAGGGCGCCAGCACAGAGACGGAGUCAGAGGUGAGAGGCCACAAUGGCGGACUACUCAGGCGGAAAAUGAAACAGACAGAUUAUAUUGUUGAUGAGUAUGGGGGUAAUAUCUAUCUAUCCUAAAACACAGGGCCAAUGACGACAAAAUGAUCUACAUAUCUCUUACUCUAUUCAACUCCGUACAGAGGACCAGCAGUUGGAAUAAGACAUAAUAAUAAUAAUAAUUAAUAAUAAUAGUAAUAAUAAAUCAUAACUUUGUUAGUUGCAUUUUCAGACAUUGUGAAUAAAGUGAGGGUAGAAAGUAAGAGGCUGAGAUUAUCAUUGAAUACGGAAUUUUGCUUGUCCAUAUUUACCCUCUUCCCUAUCUCCCUUUUAUUUAAUUCUGGCUCUCUCUUUUUCCCCCUCUCUCCUUCAGUCUCUGGCAGAUGAGUUUCUGGACGGCCAGCUGUCUCUGGACUCGUUCCUUGACCGUUUCCUCUCCCUCCGCUCCCUCGCUCACAAAAGACGAGUGCGGAUAGAGAAACUGCAGGAGAUCCUGCGCCAGAAGAAGGAGACCGCCGCGGACGACGCCUCCGCCGGCUCCAUGGCAUCACAAAUGAGCGCCAAUCAAGACCCAGCGACAACACAGUCAUCGCCAUGGAAUCCUCAUCAACAAACCCCUCAGCAACAACAACCGCAGCAGGAUUCCAAUCCCAACAACCACGCUAGUUUCCAAAACGGCCCCGGCUCCGCCCUACCUUACACCCUUUACCCCGUCUCCCCUCUUAACCCGACAGCCACCGCCGCAGCAUCAGGCCCAGGCCCGUCCAUUCCCCCAGGUCAAUUUCCUCCCUACCCCAGCCCCGGCUCACCUUUCACCCCAGUGGCGGGCUACUCAGCCCGUCCUGCUUUUGGGCCUCCGGCCACUUCCUGCCCGUACCCCACCCAGCCCACGUUCCCUGGCGUCCCCGGCUCAGGGUCUGCGUUCGGGCAGUACAGCGCCCCCAACAGCGCCCCCUACCCCUCUGCGUACCCUUACAGCGGGGUUGGGGGGUAUAGCUACCCCACAGGCCCCACUCUGCCCAACUCUCAGUCCCCCACAGGCAGGCCGCUGUACAGGCCCGGGUUUGGAGUGCCACAGCCCUACUCCUGAACCACCCUCUGCUCUCACCCGCUCCCUCGACACAUUCUCCAGUCUCGCUCUCAUUUCUCUCUCUCGCUCUUUUUUUCUCACUCUUUACAUCUGUCUAACGCACACUACAUAUCUCACUUUCCUCCCUCUCUUGAGCUGCCUCCUCUCCUCCCCCCUCCCCUCCUGUCAUUCUCAAGUGCAUAACUGUCUCAGGACCUCCCCUUGUGUUCCAAUGUGUUGUCAGAAACACUCUCCCAUUGGCUGUCGGCCCCUUCACUCACCCCUCUCUCUCCUCCUAUUGGCUGUUGGCCCUUUCACUCUUCUCCCUCCCUUUGUGGAAUACUGAGCCAAUCAACAAGACCUUGGCCACGUACGUUUCAGAUAGAAAUGGAGCUGACGUGACUCCUUAUUCUACAUGUCAGAGAGCCAUGUUCUACAUAAAAUAUGUCUACACAUCAUGUAUUCCUUAUCACUGGUUUCACCCUGUAGC
Molecule: messenger RNA, 10226 nt
Organism: Coregonus sp. 'balchen'
Lineage: Eukaryota; Metazoa; Chordata; Actinopteri; Salmoniformes; Salmonidae
Source: the annotation of a GenBank genome assembly